CGGCAGCAGCAGCAGCGACGAGGAGGAGGAGGAAGAGGGGGACCGGGAGCCUCGACAGAGACACCGCCACCACCACCACCUCCUCCAUCAUCAGCAGGAGCAGCAGAAGAAGAAGAGCGUGGUGUGCGCGGGCUGACGUCAGCGCUGAGCCGCCAGCUGUGACGGAGUGAGUCGCUGCUGAGGAGCGAGGGAGAGGGAGCGACGCAGGAAGAGAGGACGAAGCUUAACAAAAGAAAACAACAACAAAAACAAAAGAGGAAAACCCGUUACAUUUUCUCGCCACCAACGGCGCCGCCGAAAAUGAUGGAGGUCCCGAGCCACGCGAAGCAGCUGCUGUCGCAGCUCAACAAGCAGCGCAGCCAGGGCUUCCUGUGCGACGUCGUGGUGGUGGUGGAGAACGCGCUGUUCCGCGCCCACAAGGCCGUCCUCGCCGCCAGCAGCCUCUACUUCAAGUCGCUCGUUGUGCACGACAACCUCAUCAACCUGGACUCGGACGUGAUCACGCCGCCCGUGUUCCGCGCCGUGCUCGAGUACAUCUACACGGGCCGGCUCGGCGGCUCCGCCGUGUCGGCGUGCGGCGCCGGCGUGGGCGGCAGCGAGCCGGGCCUGGCCGCGCUGCUCACCGCCGCCAGCUACCUGCAGCUGCCCGAGCUCGUGGCGCUGUGCCGCAAGCGCCUCAAGCGCAACGGCCGCAUCGGGCCGGGCCGGCCGCCCUCUGUGGCGGUCGGGGGAGGCGCCGCGGCCCUGGCCCGGUAG
Molecule: messenger RNA, 756 nt
Organism: Petromyzon marinus (sea lamprey)
Lineage: Eukaryota; Metazoa; Chordata; Hyperoartia; Petromyzontiformes; Petromyzontidae
Source: RefSeq, a predicted model, not a curated record